AUGGCGGCGCCAGCGGCGGUAGUGCCGGCGCAGCAGGCGGCCGACGUGGACUACCUUAUAACGAACGUGCUUAUGCCGGUGGACGCCGACGAAGACGGAAAUCCCAUGAACGGUUACGCGCGGUUCACUGUGCGCAUGUCUCGCGGAGUGAUCGAGUCGGUGGUCCGCACAUCCCCCAUCACACCCCACGCCGUCACUCACGCCGCUGCCGCUGCUGCCGCUGAUGGCGCUGGUGGUGCUGCUGAUAGUACUGUUUGUGAUGCUGCUCCUGGUGCCGAGGCUGGUGACGCAGCUUCAGCGGGUGGCAGGGCUGUACACGUUAUAGACGGAACCAAUAAGAUGCUGCUGCCAGGGAUGGUCAACGCACACACGCACAGCAUAGAGGCAUGGGGCAGAGGAGGGAGCGUGCCUCUGCCUCUGGAGCUGUGGGUAACUUCGCUUUUUACCCACAUGGACCCCCGAGGUCCCAACCCCUCGGUUUCUCCGGAUGUGGUGUAUUGGGCAGCAGUACACACGGCAAUAGAGACCGUCAUGACUGGCGGCACAGCCGUGAUGGAUCACCUGUACAUCCGGGAUCUAUCAGACCUCGAGGCAGCAGUGCGGGCAUACAAGCACGUUGGCAUUCGAGCCUUCAUUGCCCCUAUGCUGGGCGAUUUAGACGUCUCAAACUACUUCCCCUUGGUGCCGGACGCCUGCGAGCGCAACGAGAGGGCGAGGCAGGACGGGGUGUGCCCGGGCGCCAUGGGUACUGACGGUUAUUUCAGGGAGCAACUGGCUGAGCGGCAGGAGGCCAACACCGAGAGGGUCCUUUCCCUCUGGAGGGAAGCUGUGCAGAAGUUUCACGACCCAGAGGGCGGCAUCAACAUUGUGAUUGGUCCCGUGCAGAACUGGGGUGCUUCUGACGAGCUGAUCCGGAGGGCAGUGGACAUCCGAAAGGAGUUUGGGCUGUGCGGUCACAUCCACUUGCUGGAAUCACGGAUGCAAAAGCUGCAGAGCCGAUCGCGUUACCCGGACGGCGGGUGUGUGAAGCUUCUGAAAGACAUCGGAUGGCUGUCCCUCCCUGGGACCUCCUGUGCGCACUGCGUGUGGCUGGAGGACGAGGAGCAAGCAAUCAUGGCGGAGUGUGGCGCAGUGGCCGUGCACAACCCCGUCUCCAACCUUCGCCUCGGCUCGGGCGUUGCUCCCAUAAGAGCGUACCUCGAUAAGGGCAUAACCGUGGCUAUCGGGUGCGACGGGCAGUGCUCCAACGACUCUCAGGACAUGCUUGAAGCCGUGAAGAUGGCGUGCAUUGUCAACCCUCUCACAACCCCUGAGUAUCGCCACUGGUUGUCCCCGAGGGAGGUGCUCAGAAUGGCAGCAGAGGGAGGGGCGGCCGCAGUGGGCAUGAGAGGGCGGGCGGGUCAAAUCAAGCCUGGCUACGUGGCGGAUGCUGUGUUGGUGGAUCUGACUGCCCUCUCCAUGCUGCCUCGAGCCGACCCUGUGGGGCAAUUGGUGCUCACCAGACAAAGUUCUGGCAUUGCAGGCAACACGGUGCAUUCAGUGUGGGUCAAUGGGCGGCUUUUGCUCUCAGAUGGAGUCCCUACAACAGUUGAGUUGCCUUCGCUUCGCGGAGCUUUAAUCGAGCAGCAGCCUCAAUACAUGGAUCCACAAAUCACAGAUGUGAAAGGGAAACCCAUUGAG
Messenger RNA from Closterium sp. Naga37s-1, 1680 nucleotides. NCBI's taxonomy places the organism in Eukaryota, Viridiplantae, Streptophyta, Zygnematophyceae, Desmidiales, Closteriaceae. The record is from the annotation of a GenBank genome assembly.